AUGUCUGGCUCCGGCAACGGUUGGAUUCGAGGCAGUUUUCAGUCUCUCCUCUGGGGGACUUCAAAGUCCAGAGACCUCACACCUCCGCUGGGGCACCUCCGCUGGGGCACCUCCGCUGGGGCACCUCUGCUGGGGCACCUCUGCUGGGGCACCUCCGCUCCGGCUGCAUGUGGCUUCAUGUGGGGGAGUUGGAUCAUCCAUCUGCCACUUCUCUACAACCCGCCCCGGGCCCCACGCCACUCCAGAGCGUAUCCAGUUCCCCUCGCCAUCCCAAACCACACGCUCGAUACGUGCUCCAUGUUGGCUCCAGUGUCAUGUGACCGGCCCCUGACAUCCUGA
Knipowitschia caucasica is the source of this 339-nucleotide messenger RNA. Lineage: Eukaryota; Metazoa; Chordata; Actinopteri; Gobiiformes; Gobiidae. The record is from the annotation of a GenBank genome assembly.